Molecule: messenger RNA, 4861 nt
Organism: Drosophila subobscura
Lineage: Eukaryota; Metazoa; Arthropoda; Insecta; Diptera; Drosophilidae
Gene: Cep164
Exons: 4
Coding region: 418-4365 (1315 amino acids)
Molecular function (GO): protein binding
Source: RefSeq, a predicted model, not a curated record
GACACCUUUCUCUCAUCUGAGUACUAGGGCUUAUCGUGAAAAAUCAAUACCGUUAGAAGUAUAUGUGCACGUUCAUAUGUGAGUUUCUGUGUGUUCUACAAUAAGAAUUCGUUAAAAAAACAGCUACUUUUGCAUGAAAUGUGAAAAAGGAGAUCUGAAAACAAUGGCCAAACACCAAAAAGCCACAAUAAUGGCUUAAAUCUGCACCGAGUGUUAUCGGGAUCAACUGUACAUAUUAUUCACCACAUACAUAAAUGCAUAUGUACAUACAUAUGUACAUUUUUGUGCGAAACAUGAACAAUAUACAAUUCUUAAGACACCAACUGAGGACGGAAUAAUUAAUAAUGACAUCCUCGAACUGAUGAACGUGUCGUAUGUUUUGUUGCCUUAAAAACCAUUUACAAAAUACAAAAAACUAUGGAAACGACCAGUACCAACACGGGCAUUUCCUCGGAAACGCCAUUAAUGUCUAAACCCGAGAGUGCAACUCUGCCUACAAACCGAAAAACUGAAACGGCAAUGACCAAAGCUGCCUCGAAAACAAAACGCUCUGGAUAUGAGUCUCCGACUACAUCCGUCAUAUGCGAAGAAGUAUUCGACGAAGCCUGCUUACCAUCAUCAGACGAGAUCCACGAUUAUGCCAAACUGAUAGGGAUCGAACCUCUUAAGGAACAGCAUUUGCUUUAUCUUGCUAAGGAAGGUUUGAUGGCCGCACUGCCUUCGGAGUGGAAAAUCUGCUACUCCGAGGAGAAAAACAGUCAUUACUACCAUAAUACGUUCACGAAACAAUCGCAGUGGGAUCAUCCCCUGGAUGCUGUGUAUCGUGAAUUGGUGGAGAAGGCACGUCAAAAGACGGGAGCAGUGAUUCCUAAAGGAACCAUGGUUAUUAUUAACAAUUCGGAUGGUGUACCCCAGUUGGAUUCUUGUAUACGUAGUGUGCAUUGUGAGGAUGAAUUACUCUAUGAAAUCAGCUCGCCCCCUAACAGCGGUAGAACGCAGGCGGCGGCAAUGAUUAAUUCUGUUUCUACUCGCACGACCAGCUUUGCAGGUACAGGUGUAUUUAGAGGCGGUGUUAAUCGAUUUUUGGAUUCUCGCAACAAGAAUUUUGGUCAAAUCUUUCAUCCUGUAAAAACUACUCGACUGGAAGAGGGCAAUACAAGUUCCCCAAUUAGUAUCAGCAUGCAUUUAUCCGCAUCUAAACUAUCUCACAGUAUGCUGGCAUUGAGCAGUGGGACUGGUGCAAGCACUGACUCUGGAGUGGGGUUGCGCAAUGGAAUGUUUCUGCUCUCAGAUAAAGGAGGUUCCAUGUUUCUAAAGUCUCGUCAACACUUGGAACAAUUAAAUAGAGGUGGAGGUGUUCCUCUACCUUCCGUAAAGGGUAUUCUUCGCGAAUCAAGUGUGUUCGAUAUACACCGUUGCAUGGACCGUGACGAUCCAACUACAGAAUCUGAGGAUAAAAAAAGCGUUCGUUUUAAUUUAGAGGAGCGCAAGCGCAACUCACCCGAAAAUGAGCACUCGCUAAAGUUAUGUCAGACUACCGAGUUGUCCAUUAACGCGGACGACGAGGAAGUGAAGGCGGGGAUGGACGACGAUUGUAAUGAAGAACGAGUUAAUAACAUGAAUAAAGGUAACGAUGUUUGUAAUGAUGAAUUGUUCGGUGGUGAUCUAAACGAGGGCAAGAGUAGCUUAAACAUUUUCUCUAGCGGCUUAACGAACUCCGUACCCAAAUCUCAAACUAUUGAAAUUAUAAAUCAGCCCAUGGAGCAUAAUUUGGCAUGCUCAACAUCUGUUACGUCCUGUAGGUCAAUUUGUGAACUGAAGGACGGUGACACAGCACAGCAUCACAAGGAUAACAACGACCCCGAGUCAGAAACUAGUUUUGUUCGCAACAUUAUUAUAAACAAUUCAGAGCAAGACGCUUUGAAUCUAGCAAGCAGCAAUCCCUUUGAUUUGGAUGAGCUGGGUCGCAAGCACAGCCACGAGCUAGAACUUUUGCAGCGUAAAUCGGCGCUGGUAGCAUCAAAAAACGAACAAGGUUUUAAAAUGGAUAGCAAGUUCGGUACUCUUCAUAAACACACGGAUGGCUUUUUAAAUAGAGCUGAAGAAAUUCAACGCGAACAUGAGUUAAAGCUUAAGAGCCUGAGACAUGAAUAUGACCUGCGCCUCACCUCGCACCAGCACCAACUCGAGGAGGCAUACGAGAGUCAAGUAGAAAAAUAUCGUGGCCAGCUGGAGCUUCAGCUGCAAAGCAAACGUUCUCAGAUGUUAAGCGAGCAUAAGGCUCGAAUGGCUAUAUUGCAGAGUAACCACAAUGAUAUGCUCCAUGAGUUGGAGCGUGACCUUCAUAGUGAGGAAGAGAUUAUUCGUCGCGAGCAAUCAGCCAGGCUGUCACAAAUGCGUGAUAAGCUUGCCCAUGAGCUAGAAUUGGAAAAUAAACGAUUUCGCGAGAAGGGCGAAGAGAGACUCUACGAGAAAGUUCGUUGUGAAAAGCGUUUACUUGAGGAUAAAUAUCGUUGUCUCAAAGAUAAAUACGUAAGACUCAAAACGGAUGUUAGGCUGUCCUUAGAACGGCGCAAUCGACGACGCGAAGCACUCGCCCUUCAGCAAAAUAGUCAUAAUAAUAGAAGCAACGUUACCGCUGGCUCAGAAACGGAACAAUCUAUUUCCAACAAUCCCAUUGGCAAUAGUGAAAAUCGUUCGGUGACCUACUCAGAUAAGGCAGUGAUGGUCGGCUUAAAAGAAAAAACAACCGAAGCUCCAAAGACACAGCUUAACAAUCAAAAUAUCACCGCCAAAUGCAUCAGGCAGCGGCAGCUUCAGAAUGAUAUCAACACCUCAAUCAGUCAGUCGGACACAACGUUAUCAAAUAACUUUUUCAGUAGCCGCUAUCUUCCUGUCUCACAACCCACAAGCUGUGUAGGUUAUGGCACAGUCAAACUAAACGAAAAUGGAAAUUCAGACACGGAAACACCUGCUGCCGCAAAGUUUCAGCGCAAUCAAGAGAACAACAACAGCAAUCAGAUUAAGGAUCUUGGGGGUUCACGGAAGAGGGUUUUCUCACGCUCUAAAUCAGCAUCAACCUCUCGACUUAACUCCGAUUAUAACUAUCUGUUGGAGCGUCCGUGCACUCCUGUGGAAAAUUUACGCAACCAACUGCGAAAACUAGAGGAUUUAGAGGACCAGUUUCCAGAUCAUGCCGUUGAUGCCACUUUUCAUCUUCGAUAUCCGUUCACUGACAUUUCCAACGAUCAUGCUAUUGUUGGAGUGGGCUCGGAACUAGAGUUUUUCAAGCACCGCAUACAUAUGGAACGGGACUCGGUACGUCGUGCCAAAGAGUCUUUGAAAAAAGACCGUAAUGAUUUUAGGUUGCGCCAACGCGAGAUAAAACAGCGGAUCAAGACAUCCACUUUGUUCCCUAAGCAGUGGCUGGAGCAGAAUAUCCAAGACGAAAAAGAAUUAACUGAGAUAGAAGUAAACCUCCAUCGCACACGGGCAUUGUUAGGUGAAAAGGUUAUAAGGCUAAAGCAUCUGGAACAGAGCCUGCUACGCAUGUAUGAGCAAGAAAAUCGCGGCGCCGAUCUGGAGCACAAGGAUGAUGCUGCAACGCUUAGCGAUCUUUCGUCGCACUCUAGUUCUGGCUUCAGCAGCAACGAUUUCGCCAGUGGAGCAGACCUUCAUAAGCGCAGGGAGUACUUUCAACAGGAAUCCAUUGAAUGGGUUCAGAACCUCGAGGUUCUCAAUGAAGAGAUAUGUGAAAUUCUUGACAUGCUAGGUCAAAAGCAACAAAAACAGCAUCAUCAGCAAUCAUUAUCGACCAUGACCAUUCAAUUUCCUAACGACCUUAAGUGGGCACACAUGCUUAGUCAGCAGGCUAACGUUACGGCUAUAGUUGCUCCUUUUCAAACAAGCAACUCAACAUCAAGCCAUGGGCUCAGCGAGAGCAGUGGUAUCGGGGCGGUACCUAUGCCUCAGCCAAUACCAACACUUGCGGAUCGCCUUGAGACCUAUCGACAUCUGACAGCUGGUCGCUUGCACAGCUCGAUGGGUGGUGCAUCUUUGGCGGCCAAUACUAUUGUCUCCAAAAAUCCACGGGCCGUAAACUAUUCUACUAGUUUGGUGGAGCGUACCCGAGACCUUCGCGACUGGCUACGUCAGGCCAAAACCGAACAUGAGUUUCUAACCGGAAUUCAACACGGAAUCACAGAGAAAACUAAAAUAUCUGGUAUUAGCGAAGUAAAUGAUUCAAGUGAUUAUAAUGCAAUCGGCGCAUCUCUUAAUAGUGAAGCUGCAAUAGGGCGAAGCUCUGCAAGUGGGCAAACACUUUUAAAAAAAAAGCCAAUGGAGCAUUCUGAUCAUAAUAUAUAAUUUAGUACGUAGAAAAAUUACAACUAAAAAUAAAUUCAAACUAGCCUGUUUGCCCGUUCUCUCCUGUAUUUUGUAUAAGCCGAUCGUUAGCAUAAUUAAAAAGAAUUUCUUUUCAAAAAUUAAACCAUCAGACUACUGCUAUUUUAAUAAUUUCAUCAUUAUUUACAUCCUAUUAUAGGGUUUUAGGAUUUUUAUCGUGUGUCUUCAACGCACUCAAGGAAGCAAUUCAAUUUUGAAGCACAAUAUUCAGUUUUAAAAUCUAAAGCCGAUAUAACCUGUUUUUAUUAAACCCGGUAUUCCAAGAGUAAAUAGGGUAUAUGUUAUUGCAGUGACUACCCCACACCCCCUCUAGCAGCUUUGUUUAUUUUUGCUCAUUCUCUCUCGCUCGCACACCCUGCCUCGUGCAGUGUACGGGUCUGGCGGAUGGGGGCGAGCUUAAAGGGCGUGUGGGUGUGAGAAGUGAUGUAGUUGACAGAAUAUCAUAUUUAAAAUUUAA